UUUCCACAUCCUGUUUUCAGCAAAAACAUGCGCACUACCCAAUCAACUUACAGGAACUCAGUCGCUCGACCAAUCUGAAGUUCACAAUCCCGGGACUUUGGUAGCUCGUCCGUGUACUGUACCGCUCAACAUUUCUUGUAAAAAUCUUGAGACAGGAUAACAACCAGACUGUAUAGAGAGAGUCUACAGUUGCCAAUUUAGACGGGUUGGGUCCCCCCUACACCAACACCCCACCAUGCCUCUGGUAACAAGGAAUAUAGAGCCACGGCAUGUGUGUCGACAGAGCAUCCCCUCUAACAUCCGCAGUGAGCUGGAAUGUGUCACCAAUAUCAGCCUGGCCAACAUCAUCCGCCAGCUCGGCAGCCUUAGUAAAUAUGCAGAGGAUGUGUUUGGGGAGCUGUUUAUCCAGGCUGGAGCAUUUGCGAUCAGAGUAAAUACACUGGGAGAAAAAGUGGAUCGACUGCAGGUAAAAGUCACCCAGCUGGACCCCAAAGAAGAGGAAGGUAAGUACUCCAUCAUGUUUCAGUUACUAUUACUAAUAUUUCUACUGAUGUUAAGAUCUAAAUGUAUUGAUAAUUAUUGUGAAAUGGUUGUCUCCAGGGACGACGGGAAAGAGGCUCUGAAGUUUUACACUGAUCCCUCCUACUUCUUUGACCUGUGGAAGGAGAAAAUGCUGCAGGACACCAAGGACAUCAUGAAGGAGAAACGCAAACACAGAAAGGAGAAGAAAGACCAUUUGAACCAACGGACGCUUAAUCCACGAAAGAUCAAGACCAGAAAGGAUGAAUGGGAACGCCGUAAAAUGGGGGCGGAGUUUGUGGUGCCAAAGAAUGAUUUGAUGAAUUCUUCCGAGGCUCUGAAUGGCAGUAUUGGAUCUGGAGAUGGCUUAAAUUCUGAAGGCUUCGAGAUGAGUACAGACUCCUACCCAUAUGAACCUGGCUCCCCUCUCUCUCCGCCUGGUAAUGAUGACUUCCUGCCUCCUCCACCCCCAGACAUGGCGUAUAAUGACGGAGGGUACGGAGCACCGACCCAGAAGCGUGUCAGUGUGCUGAGUCCAAACCACCCACCUCCUGCUCCCCCCAUGGUCUCUCCCCCUCCCAACUCUCGCCCUAACCUCUCUCCUCCUCCUGCACCUCCUCCCCCUCCUCCGUCCUCUGGAUUUGGCAUUCCCCCACCUCCUCCUGGCUUUGACACCCCACCUUCUCCUCCUCCACUUUCCUCCUCCUCCACUGCCUAUCCCUCCCCACCUGCUCCCCCUCCUCCCCCUGUUAUGUCCGCUGUUUCCCCUCCUCCUCCCCCACCUAUGGCUACAGGAGGUGGUGGUCCACCACCUCCUCCUCCUCCCCCACCUCCGCCUGGCCCUCCUCCUUCAUCCUUUAACCACUCUGCUCAACCUCCUUCCUCUGGUGGUGGGGCGCCACCAAGCUCUGCUCCUAAACCUCAGCCAGAGCCUGCUGCCGAUGAUCCUCGCAGUGACCUACUGCAGGCCAUCCGACAAGGUUUCAACCUGCGUAAGACGGAGGCACAACGGGAGCAGGAGAAAAGAGAUACCUCUGGCAAUGACGUGGCCGCCAUCCUGUCCCGUCGUAUUGCUGUAGAGUGCAGCGACAGCGAGGAUGACUCCUCAGAGUUUGACGAUGAUGAGUGGUCUGAGUGAUUGUCAUGCCGUUUCACCUUCACUACCACAUCUGUAUCUUUCCUCAGCCUUAAACAGCAUCCUGUUUCCAUUCAGAUUCCAUUCUUAAUACCGGAGAGUCACAGGUCCAUAUUCUGUCUAUCUUUUACAUUUUUAGUGUAUGCACUAACAGUAUGUACAGCUUACCUAUUACAAAUCACAUUCCUUGAACCAUUUAGUUUUGUUCAUCCAAAAUUAUUCUGAUCAGAAGUGCAAAAGUCCAAAGAUUGAGAGAGUGUCAGUGUGCCCGGUUGUUUCCACGACCUUGGUUCUUUAAUUGGAUGUUAUUGAUGUUAGAGUGUUGUGUGAUCUGAUGCACGUCUCUCUGCUGAGUCUGUAUGUAAACACAUCACCUCUAAGUGUCUAUUAGAAUCGUUUGUCCUUUGCUGUGGGUCAAAUGUCUGAUUUGAGCCGCUUAAGUAUAUUAAGGGAAGGGACAAUAGAGAGGGAGUACACACACAAGCACGCAAUCUUUUCCACGCACAGUAUUUGUACGUACUGACUCAGUGGACAAGACGUCAUGUGUUGUGUGAUGUGUUGACGUCAAAACAUUUUCGCUCACUUGUAGAUUCUACAAUAUAGAUGUAAAGUUUAUACAAGAUAUUGAAUCAUAUCUACUAAAGAUAAUUAAUGCAAUCCUUUUAUAUCCCGAAAAAGUACAGUUUUCUUCGCCACUUUUCCUUUCCUCAUUUAUAUUCAGUCUUCCUUCUGUGGUUGUCAUGGGAACAAUUCACUUGUGGAUGUGACAUGGUUGUAGUUUAUAAACAAAUUCAUGAAUGAAUUAUUCAGUAUGAUAGGGGAAGGAUUGGCUCAUCAUGACCGAUACCUGGGUGUUUUGAUGAGAUCACAUGUUUCAUUUUGUUGCGUAUUUCUUGCUGCAGUUUUUCUUUUGAACAUUUCUGGGGAUCAACUAGGCUCUGUUGCUUUCAUCAUUAUGCUAUUUAAAAAUGAGUGCCUUUUUAUACUGCAUUCCAGUGUCAGUGCAGGUUUAUUUUGGUUAUCCACACAUGUCACUGAUCAGCGUCUAAAAACCUUAUCAGCUCCAGUUGAUGAGUCAAAUGUACAGUAGAACCGACUGCUGUUUAGUGUGGACCACAUAUUUCUCAAGUGCCUUUAUUUUAAAUGUGCCUAAGUUAAUGCGCAAUCACAUAACAUGCUUUGCCAAAGCUUUUCCCGGCUUUAAUUUCCAAAUGAUUAUAGUUAUUUUAAUAAAGAGUGAAUUACAGUGA
Etheostoma cragini (Arkansas darter) is the source of this 2904-nucleotide messenger RNA. It is a transcript of the gene wasf2, whose product is annotated as WASP family member 2. Gene Ontology annotation, cellular component: lamellipodium; cytoskeleton; SCAR complex. Gene Ontology annotation, biological process: actin cytoskeleton organization; positive regulation of Arp2/3 complex-mediated actin nucleation. The coding region runs from base 236 to 1657 and encodes 473 amino acids. The transcript has 8 exons. The record is from RefSeq and is a predicted model, not a curated record. Gene Ontology annotation, molecular function: actin binding; Arp2/3 complex binding; protein kinase A regulatory subunit binding. NCBI's taxonomy places the organism in Eukaryota, Metazoa, Chordata, Actinopteri, Perciformes, Percidae.